Vanessa tameamea is the source of this 1454-nucleotide messenger RNA. RefSeq lists its product as uncharacterized. Bases 77 to 1114 code for a protein of 345 amino acids. The transcript has 3 exons. The record is from RefSeq and is a predicted model, not a curated record. Gene Ontology annotation, molecular function: DNA binding. Lineage: Eukaryota; Metazoa; Arthropoda; Insecta; Lepidoptera; Nymphalidae.
GCGGGCUGAGUUCAGUGCGCCGCCACGCGUCGCUCGUAUCGCGCGUUGCCGCUCCCGCUAGCGCAUCCGCUCCGCUAUGAAGGUGAAAGUCAAAGGCGCCCGUGCCAAAAACAUGGACAAGCUGAUCGCGGCAGUCCAAGCCCGCGAGUGCUUGUGGGACAAAAGUUACAGAGGGCACAGAAAUCGGUUCAAGUUGGAGCGUUAUUGGAACGAAGUGGCCACGGAAGUUGGGACCACUAGUUUAAAUUGCAGAAAGAGAUGGAAGAACCUCAAAGAUCAAUGUCGAAAAGAAAUGAAGAAAAAUCCCAACGAAUCCGAAUGGCCACAUUUCCAAAAAUUAAAAUUCAUUCAUCACCAAUUUUUAGCGGAGGAUGAAGAAGGCGACGAUGACACAACAGAUGAAGUAUUCAAUUCUCUUGAUGAAUCUAUAAAACGGCCAAAACUUGGCUAUACAAUGAGAAAGAAAUUACUCAUGAACAAAAGGAGAACUAUAGAUGUUGAUAUGAACAAAUUGAUUGAAUUAGUCCAAGUGCGAGAUAUUAUAUGGAAUAGACAAUUAAAAGGACAUCACAAUUGGUACAAAUUAGAUGAAAGCUGGAAGGAGAUUUCUCGAGAAUUAGGAGUUACACGAGACGAAGCGAGAUUGAAGUGGAAAUAUCUACGAGAUCAAGCAAGAAAAGAAGUUCGUAAACAAGGAUCAGAAUGGGAAUAUCUACCAAAACUCCAAUUUCUUACAAAUCAGUUUAACGAUUACGAAGGCAACGAUACCGCUGAUGAUCAUUUCAAUCAGGACACAGACUUCGAUACGACCGCUGAUCAGAGUAGUAGCUACUAUAUCGAGCCACCAACAAACGAAGUUAGCGUCAAAGAUGAUGAAUUUGACGAAUUUGACACGAAACCAAUAAUUAUGGAGACUGAUUUCUACGACGAUGACGACGAAGCUCAAAAGAGCAUUGGCAAUAGUAAUGAUGUUCCCGAAGUAGCCAAAGAUGAGGAUAUAGGUUUCUUCAACAGUCUUAUACCGCAUGUUAAAAAACUGGGGCCAGCCAAGAAGUUAAUGUUGAGAAUGAAGAUCCAAGAACUAGUGUAUAAUACGGUUUAUAACGAAACCUAGGACCGGCUUAAUAAAGAAGACCUAGGGGUGCUUCUUUUGAACAAUUUAUAAACAUAAAACUGCUCUAAACAGAAAAGUGAAAAAGUGUUUUAUCUCAAUAUAAUUACUUACAGAAUGGUAGAUUGAAGUGUUAGACAAAGGUGUAGUGGAUUGUUGGUUUCUUGAGAUAUUUAAUAGGUAUUUGAAUCGACUUUGUUUGACUUAACUUCCUUGACGUAGGUCAUACUAUUGUUGUUUAUUGAUAAAACCAUUAAUCAAGGGUUCAUCAUCAGAACAAUAUAAUGUUAUAUUAUUACGUAAAAACAAAAUAUUAAAAUUUUUAUAAAAACGAAUAUUCUGC